AAUAAUGUAAUAAAAAAAGUAUUAAUAGUGGUAUUAUGCAUCAUAAAUAGUGUAUUAAAUUAUUGAAAAGAUGUGAUGAUUGGUGUCAACUUCACCCAUUAUUUAUCAUGUCAUUUAUUCUAAAUAUUGGAUUAAACAAAUAGUGACUGAUUUAUGAUAUUAAUGUAAUUCUUUAAUUAUAAUAAAUUACAUUAAACCCGUAAAACAAACAUUUUGUAUGCAAAAUGGCCAAUACUGGUGUUUUGCCCUUUGUAAGAGGUUUGGAUUUUGCAAGAAAUGAUUUUAGUGAUGGCAAAUUCCCAGAGGCAGUUUCUUUAAUGACAGGUGUGCAAUGGCUCAAACUGGACCGUACAAAUUUAAAUGAAGUUCCCAAAGAAAUGGGUCAGCUGUUAAAACUUGAACAUUUAUCAUUAACAAGAAAUAAUUUAGAAAAACUUCAUGGGGAAUUGACAGAAUUAGGUUGUUUGAGAACGUUAAAUCUAAGACGUAACAAAGUAAGAAAUUCAGGAAUUCCUAUUGAACUAUUCAACUCUGAAGAACUAAGCACAUUAGACUUAAGUCAUAAUAAUUUAAAAGAAGUACCAGAAGGACUAGAAAAGGCUAAAUCAUUACUUGUUCUUAAUUUAAGUAAUAACCAAAUUGAUUCAAUACCAAACUCUCUUUUCAUAAAUUUAACAGACUUGUUAUUUUUGGACUUGAGCAAUAAUAAUCUAGAGACACUGCCACCACAAACAAGAAGAGUUGCAAAUCUACAAACACUUAUUUUAAAUAACAAUCCCUUAGAGCAGUAUCAGCUAAGACAAUUACCUUCUUUGGUGAACCUAGAAACACUGCACUUACGAAAUACACAAAGAUCCCUAAAUAAUUUCCCAACAAAUUUGGAAGGUUUAGUUAAUCUUGCAGAUGUUGACUUAUCUCAAAAUAUGUUACCAAAAGUUCCUGAUGCACUUUACUCACUACCAAGCCUCAAAAGAUUAAAUUUGAGUGAGAAUGAAAUCACUGAGUUAUCUACUGCUAUUGAAUUGUGGCAGAAAUUGCAAACACUUAAUUUAUCACAUAACAAACUUAAAAGUCUACCAGCUUCUCUAUGCAAAAUAACUACAUUAAGGAGAUUAUAUGUUAACGAUAAUGAAAUAGAUUUUGAAGGCAUUCCAUCAGGAAUUGGAAAGUUAGGAUUGCUGGAAAUCUUUUCCGCUGCUUAUAAUCAAUUAGAAAUGAUACCAGAAGGAUUAUGCAGAUGUGGUUCAUUAAAGAAGCUUAAUCUCAGCAAUAACCGCUUAAUAACAUUACCAGAAGCAAUUCAUUUAUUAACAGAUCUAGAAUCUUUAACAUUACAUAACAAUCCUGACCUAAUAAUGCCCCCAAAACCAAACGAAAUGAAUUCUAAAACAAGUCUGGAGUUUUACAACAUAGAUUUUUCGCUUCAAAACCAAUUGCGAUUGGCUGGAGCAAAUGUAGCGCCACCUACUGCUAGCCAAAAUUCGAGUAAAGAUCCGAUCGCAAGAAAGAUGCGACUUAGAAGAGGAAAAAGAGACCAAGAAGAAGCUGACCAAGACCAAGCAAAAAUCCUAAAGGGAAUGAAAGACAUUGUGACGGAGAAAAAUAAAAAUAAACAAGAAGAUGAAACCAGAGCCGAGUCUUUAAAACCAAAACGAUGGGAUGAAAAACUGGAAAAGCCACCACUAAACUACUCUGAAAUAUUUGAAGAUGAUGCAGGACAAAUACCAGGGUUGUGCAUAUGGGAAAUCGAAAAUUUCCUUCCCAAUCGCAUUGAUGAAUGUACACAUGGAAAAUUCUAUGAGGGUGAUUGUUAUAUUGUAUUAAAAACACUCCUUGAUGACAGCGGAUCAUUGACAUGGAAAAUUUAUUUUUGGAUUGGCAAAAAAGCAUCCUUGGAUAAGUUAGCGUGUGCUGCGAUACAUGCAGUAAAUUUAAGAAAUUACUUAGGUGCCCAGUGUCGUACUAUUCGAGAAGAACAAGGCGACGAAUCUGAAGAAUUUUUGUCACUUUUUGAUACUCAGAUCACUUAUAUAGAAGGAGGAAGAACAUUAAGUGGAUUCUACACUGUUGAAGAUAUGAUUUAUGAAAUUCGUUGUUAUCGAAUUCAUGCAGCAGGUGCCUCAAUUCACUUAGAGACCGUGGCAAUUGCUCCGGAAUCCUUAGAUCCGGGUUACGUGUUUAUGUUGGAUGCUGGUCCUAAAAUUUUCUUAUGGUAUGGAAAAACUUCCAAAAACACAUUAAAAUCGAAAGCUCGACUGAUGGCUGAAAAAAUUAAUAAGAAUGAACGCAAAAAUAAAGCUGAAAUAUUGACAGAAAUGAUGGGAAAAGAGAGUACCGAUUUCUUGCGAGUUUUGGGAAUUCAUGACGAUGAGUAUCGACUAGUUCCACAAGAACAUGUUGACCCGGAUUUUGUUCCCGUUCAACCAAGACUGUAUCAAGUGAGAUUAGGAAUGGGCUAUUUAGAGUUACCUCAAGUGGAAAUACCUCAUGGAAAACUUACACAAAAUCUUCUCAACAGCAAAAAUGUGUAUAUUUUAGACUGCUAUGUUGAUGUUUUUGUAUGGAUAGGCAAAAAAUCUACAAGACUAGUAAACGCUGCCGCAGUAAAACUUUCAGAAGAACUGUUCAACAUGAUUGAUCGUCCCGAUUUUGCAAUGGUCACGAGGGUUCGAGAAGGAACUGAAUCACAGGUUUUUAAAUCAAAGUUUGUCGGUUGGGAUGAAGUAAUUGCGGUUGAUUUCACGCGAACAGCCGAAUCGGUACAAAAAACUGGAGCUGAUUUGAAAAAAUGGGCAAUGAAACAGGAAACGAAAGCAGAUCUGACGGCUCUUUUCCAACCACGACAGCCACCUAUGCCUCUGACCGAAGCUGUUCAACUUAUGGAAGACUGGAAUGAAGAUCUUGAAGCAAUGGAAUCAUUUGUACUCGAAGGAAGAAAAUUUGUGCGACUACCUGAAGAAGAAUUAGGACAUUUUUAUUCGAUGGAGUGUUAUGUGUUCCUUUGUCGUUACUGGAUACCAGCUGAUGAUGCAGACGAAGGAGAACCGCUAGAAGAAGACUUUCAAUGUGUCGUGUAUUUUUGGCAGGGUCGGGAGGCAUCCAACAUGGGCUGGUUAACAUUCACGUUCACGUUACAAAAGAAAUUUAAAGCUCUGUUCCAAAACAAACUAGAAGUUGUUCGAACACAUCAGCAACAGGAAAAUAUGAAGUUCAUGGCACACUUUAAGAGGAAGUUUAUAGUACAUCAAGGAAAGCGCAAACAAAAAAACGACAAAGCUGUUGAGUUGUAUCAUCUCCGGUCGAAUGGAAGUGCAUUGUAUACAAGGCUUGUGCAAAUAAAACCAGAUGCUGCUGCACUUAAUUCUGCUUUUUGUUACAUUUUGAAAGUGCCAUUCGAUCAGGAAGAUUCCGGACUGGUUUAUGUUUGGAUUGGCUCAAAAGCAUGCGAAGAUGAAGCACAUUUAAUCCAAGAAAUUGCUGAAGAAAUGUUCAAUAAUCCGUGGGUAAGUUUACAAGUAAUUAACGAAGGCGAAGAACCGGACAACUUCUUCUGGGUUGGUAUUGGAGGUAGGAAACCGUAUGAUACAGAUGCGACAUACAUGGCGUACACACGCCUGUUCAGGUGUUCCAAUGAGAAAGGUUACUUCAUUGUGUCCGAAAAAUGUUCCGACUUUUGUCAGGAUGAUUUAGCAGAUGAAGAUAUAAUGAUAUUGGAUAACGGCGAACAAGUUUUUCUUUGGUUAGGUCCGAAAUGUAGUGAAGUUGAAAUUAAGUUGGCUUAUAAGUCUGCACAGGUAUAUAUUCAGCACACGAGAGCCAAACAACCUGACAAACCAAGAAAACUUUGCCUUACUCUUAAAGAUAAAGAAUCCAAACGCUUUACAAAAUGUUUUCAUGGAUGGGGUCCUCAUAAGAAACCACCAGCAUAAAUUUAAAUGUUAGAAAUUAAAAUAUCUUUCUAUACAAUGUAGUAUUAACAUUAUUUAUAUACUUUUAUACUUCCUAUAAAUUUAUUUAUACCAGAUCAUGAACAAGUACUUAUAUAUUAUUGAUUUAAAUUUGUAUAUCAUUUUUUGUGAGUGCACUAUUAAUUAUUGUUAUACUCAAUUUAAUUUGUUUAUAUAUCGUAAUAAGUAUUCAAUACGUGCCUUAUAAUGUUAAUAAUUUAUUUCAAAAAACGUUAUGGAAUAAAGUUUUCUUUUUGAUUUUA
Molecule: messenger RNA, 4210 nt
Organism: Agrilus planipennis (emerald ash borer)
Lineage: Eukaryota; Metazoa; Arthropoda; Insecta; Coleoptera; Buprestidae
Gene: fliI
Product: protein flightless-1
Exons: 17
Coding region: 225-3929 (1234 amino acids)
Biological process (GO): actin filament severing; barbed-end actin filament capping; actin polymerization or depolymerization
Cellular component (GO): cytoplasm; actin cytoskeleton; nucleus
Molecular function (GO): actin filament binding; phosphatidylinositol-4,5-bisphosphate binding
Source: RefSeq, a predicted model, not a curated record